Messenger RNA from Pundamilia nyererei, 2347 nucleotides. RefSeq names its product interleukin-17 receptor D. The transcript has 12 exons. Gene Ontology annotation, molecular function: interleukin-17 receptor activity; protein binding. The record is from RefSeq and is a predicted model, not a curated record. Lineage: Eukaryota; Metazoa; Chordata; Actinopteri; Cichliformes; Cichlidae. The coding region runs from base 106 to 1869 and encodes 587 amino acids.
CACUUAAUGCUCGAGCACAACUUGGAGGUGCUUCAGCUGCCAGAGUGUCGGUGAGAGUUUGAGAUCCAGUGCUCGCCAUGACAAUGAGGUCCUGGCCCUAGAAGCAUGUGGGAGCUUUUGUACCUGUUUUUGACGCUUUGUCAGCUGCUCUGCUGUCAGGCUGAGGCCACAGCUGCUCCUGUCACCCCUCAGAGCUGCAGUCUGGACUGUAUCCAGCAGGGCCGUCCAGCAUGUGAAUACUGCAGAAUAACAAGGAGGGAUGUCAGAAAGGCUCUGGGCUUUAAAUCCAUUGAAAGGUUUGGAAGUUGUAUUCCAUGGCCAUGUUUUGAGCUGCUGGGAAAUGAAGACCCUAAAAUCUGUCAACACUACGUCCAAGCACCAAAUGAUGUGAAGGUUGAGUUUUUAAAUGACUCAAACUCCCAAUCUGACACAAUCAUUGUCUCCUGGAAACCCAGUUACUAUGGGAUCGCCUUCCUUCGUGGCUUUCAGGUGUCCCUCCAGGCUCUGGGAGGGACUAGCGUUGCCUGUCAGCUCUUUCUCUUCCACCGCAACUUAUCCCUCCCAACUUCACAUGCUCAACGGGUGUACAAGUCAGACCCGUUCCCCGGCCUCUCCCUUGGAUCCCAGUAUGCUGUUACUGUCAUGGCUCUGCCAGUGCCUGAGGAGUGGGAGAGCUUCUACCGCAGUGAGAUCUUCUCUACACGAUCAUGUGCAGAGAAGAAUGGCUUUGAGCAGUGUAAAAAUGACUGGUACCCUAAACAUAUUAAGGUUCAGCAGGAAGGCAGUGCCAUCACUGUGACCUUUAACUUGGCUCCCCCGAAUCUGGGAAUAAGAAGCUACUUCUCACUGUGUUACAUAAAUGGCAGGAAAAAAUACACCAACAUAAUACCGGAUCUGACUACAAAUAAAACUCACCAUAGCUAUCAGCUGAGCGACCUUCAAGAAGGAACCAAUUACACCUGUGAGAUUGCAGCUAAUGAAGUGGAUGCAGUUAGGAAAAUGUUCAAUGUUCAUGUUGAGCACUCUCAGAAAGAAGAUGCCUCUCCACGCUCUGUCACUCCCUCCUUGGCUUUUGUCCUUCCUCUGAGUCUGGUCGCGGUAGCCGUACUUGGAGGCUGUCUGGCUAUUGUCAUUAGGAGGAGGACCAAGCUGCAGAUGAAGAAAUUUGACAUACAACUAGAUAUCAUCAACAAACACGAGGAAGUUGGGAAUCAGGAAGAAUUGUUAUCACUGCGCAAAAACAGGCUGACCCCUCCUCGUCUUCUGAUUUGCUACAGCAGCCAUGAGGGCCCCGCUCAUGUCAAAGCUGUCAUGCAGUUAGGUGUCUUCAUACAGCAGCACAUGGCCACUCAGGUGUGUCUGGAUCUUUGGGACUCUCUGAGCGUGGCUGAGGAAGGCAGCAUGGCCUGGCACUGCCGGCAGAUCCGGGAAAGUGACUUUGUCUUGGUGAUGUGCUCUAGGGGCUUUAACCAAAGACCCAAGCCAGAGGAUGAUGAUGGUGAUGAAGAUCAGGCCUACAGCUCUGAUGCAAUCAUCCAGCUUAUUGGUGCAGAGGUGGGCCGAGCCAAAGCCUGGGGCCAGGACCUGUCCAAAUACAUGGCAGCCAUUUUCGAGUACUCAGAGGAGACAGACAUUCCCACUGAACUGAGGCUCAUUUCUCACUAUGUACUGACAAGUGACUUACCACUGCUCUUCUCCCACCUCCAUGGAGUGGCCCUGCACAGGCCUGGGGCUUACCUUAAGAUAGACCACAUCUCAGAGAAAGGCUUUGCCAAGGUGCCAGCUGGAGCUGCUCUGCAGUGGGCUAUCUAUGAGGCUGGAAUGGCAUUGGAGGGAAAAGGACAGCACUCUCUGGAAGAAGGGGACUAGAUAGUGAAGAAGGGACUUACACACCCUCAGUUAAUGAUAGUUCUCAGCUCGAUAUGUGAUAGUUGAAUGAAACUGUGAGUUUACACCUCAAACGUGAGGAGUGGAUCUACACCUGUGCCUCAGCACACACUAUGACCUCUGCAAUGCCUUAAUAUGCAACUUAAUAUGCACCCAGUAUUAUGUGUCCUGGCCAAAAAGAUAUUUUCUCAAAUAAAUAUUUUCAGUCAAUUUUCUUGCAGUAUUGUGUAAUAGGUUCCAUGAGUACAUCAGCUAUUAAUCUUAUUAUCAAGCUUACUCUGUAAGACUGUUUAUUUUGAAGUUGCAUUUUAAAUAUUGUAAACAAGCAACUUUACAGCCAUGCUUCACGUGUCUGUGUACAUCUCUGCGUACAAAUGGAAAUCAAAGCUUCAUGUCAUUUAAACAUAUGAAUAAAUGUCUUGUCUUGUAUAUUACAUUAUAUUUGUGUAAAAUAAUAAAA